Messenger RNA from Habropoda laboriosa, 854 nucleotides. Its product is annotated as venom dipeptidyl peptidase 4-like. Bases 1 to 846 code for a protein of 281 amino acids. Gene Ontology annotation, biological process: proteolysis. The record is from RefSeq and is a predicted model, not a curated record. NCBI's taxonomy places the organism in Eukaryota, Metazoa, Arthropoda, Insecta, Hymenoptera, Apidae. The transcript has 4 exons. Gene Ontology annotation, molecular function: dipeptidyl-peptidase activity; serine-type peptidase activity.
AUGUUGCCCACUUUUCUUUAUUUACAUCGGAAGUGCCGUAAUACAAAAAGUCCCAUUCUUUUUGCAAAUCUUCGGCAUUAUCUCGGAACCACGUUGGAUAAACCUUCGCAUAGGAACGUGUAUUCGGUGCAAUUGGCGGGCAACGCGGCGCCCGUUUGCUUGUCCUGCAACGUUCUUACUCCUGAGGGAAAUCGUUGCACCUACGCGUACGCGUUCUUCUCCAAAAGCAGUUCCUAUUACGCGCUGUCAUGUUCGGGACCAGAUCCGGUGUUCAUCGCGAUUAUGGAUGCCAAUCACAGACAGCUGUAUUCCUGGGAAGACAAUGGCCCUCUCAGACGACAAUUAGCCGCCCGUAAGCAACCGGUGAUCAAGAACCUGAACGUGAAAGCGAAUGGCUACAACAAUAAAGUCAGACUAUACAUGCCACCGGAUUUCGACGAGAAAAAAGCCUAUCCACUGUUAAUUAACGUUUACGCGGGUCCAAACACAAUUAAAAUCACGGACGAGGUAACGUACGGUUUCGAGGCGUACAUGGUGACCAACAGGAGUGUGAUUUACGGUCGAAUCGAUGGUCGUGGGUCCGCCUAUAAGGGAAGCAAGAUGUUGUUCGAGAUAUAUCGAAAGUUAGGUACCGUGGAGAUCGAGGAUCAAAUUACUGUUACUAGGAUACUGCAGCAAACAUAUUCGUGGAUCGAUCCAAACAGAACUGCGAUAUGGGGUUGGAGUUAUGGCGGCUUCGCUACUGCCAUGGCAUUGGCUACCGACAGAGAGUCUGUAUUCAAGUGUGGCAUAUCGGUUGCACCUGUGACCUCCUGGAUUUAUUAUGGUAAUUUCGCGACACGUUGAAAAGUGAU